AUGCCUUCACGUUUAACUUUCAAAGGGGAUAAAAAAGUUCACAAAAAGGGAAAAAAAUCCACAAAGUCUUUACAGUCAGCUGUGGAGUCUCAAAAGAAUGAUCCAAUAUGGAUCGAUGCUAACACCAUGGAGGACCUCCAUGGUCCACUGGUGUUAUACCAAAGGCUCGAUACCAUGGUAAUUUCCUUGGGAAUAGAAGAGGUACAAGGAAGUUGCGUAGGAAUUUUUCUGGAUCCUCUUUCUUUAGAACCUGACAACACAAGACAAGUAUUCGUCGCUUCCGAUAUGAAUGGUAACGUUGUCCUGAAAAGCUUCCUUAUGAAGUAUCUUUCUGCUGGCAAAGAGGGAGACUUGUUCAGCAGACGAGAAGCCAUUGGAGCUGAAGAACAGUGGCAGCUUGAAUACUUACAUGAUGGCUAUUGGGCUUGGAAAAGUAUGUCUAAUAACAAAUACCUCGAAUGCUUGCUAAAUGAAAACGACACCUACGUGUUUCGCUGUACGUCUGAUACGGUUACUUUCACUUCAAAAUGGAGAGUACGAGUCCAAACUAGAUUCGUCAAACGACCCUCAACUCAGAACAUAAAAACAUCUACUGUACAUUCUCAGCAAUUGGAAGCUAUGGCUGGCAGGCCGUUAUCUGCAGAUGAAAAAAAGGCUCUUAAGCAGGCUAGCAAAGAUGGUUCUCUACAUGAAGCUCUGCUAGACGUUCGAGUCUCAAAAAAAAGCGACAAAUAUGGGUAG
Molecule: messenger RNA, 741 nt
Organism: Schizosaccharomyces osmophilus
Lineage: Eukaryota; Fungi; Ascomycota; Schizosaccharomycetes; Schizosaccharomycetales; Schizosaccharomycetaceae
Gene: frg1
Product: FRG1 family protein, involved in mRNA splicing
Exons: 4
Coding region: 1-741 (246 amino acids)
Cellular component (GO): catalytic step 2 spliceosome; striated muscle dense body; nucleolus
Molecular function (GO): actin filament binding
Source: RefSeq, a predicted model, not a curated record